Messenger RNA from Gadus morhua (Atlantic cod), 1700 nucleotides. RefSeq names its product regulator of G-protein signaling 6. Gene Ontology annotation, molecular function: GTPase activator activity. Gene Ontology annotation, cellular component: neuron projection; cytoplasm. Gene Ontology annotation, biological process: regulation of G protein-coupled receptor signaling pathway; G protein-coupled receptor signaling pathway; positive regulation of GTPase activity. The transcript is spliced from 17 exons. Lineage: Eukaryota; Metazoa; Chordata; Actinopteri; Gadiformes; Gadidae. The record is from RefSeq and is a predicted model, not a curated record. Bases 146 to 1630 code for a protein of 494 amino acids.
UCCCCUCCUGCCAAUUACACCAUGAACCUGCCUGCCGCUUGUUGCUAAGGGGAGCCAAGCAGGGGAGCCGAGUGGACGAGGCGUCGUUUUGUUACUAAGGUGUCCUCGUCUUCCUGCAGGACCCAAGGGACCCAAGGCAGGAAGGAUGGCGGAAGGGAGCAAGGACCAGGCCUGUGUGGGCGCUAUUGAUCCAGAGGACGACUCCCCCAACAUGAUCAUCUACAGAAAGAUCGAAGACGUUGUUAUGAGAAUACAAGACGAGAAGGCGGGGGGGGUCACCAUCCGAACGGUCAAGAGCUUCCUGUCCAAGAUCCCCAGUGUGGUGUCAGGAGCAGACAUUGUUCAGUGGCUGAUGAAAAACCUCACAAUCGAGGAUUCAGCUGAGGCCAUCCAUCUGGGGAGCCUGAUCGCCGCCCACGGCUACCUCUUCCCCAUCUCCGACCAUGUCCUCACCCUGAAAGACGACGGCACCCUGUACCGCUUCCAGUCUCCGUACUUCUGGCCGUCCAACUGCUGGGAGCCUGAGAACACUGAUUAUGCCAUCUACCUGUGCAAGCGCACCAUGCAGAAUAAAGCCAGGCUGGAGCUAGCAGACUAUGAAGCUGAGAACCUCGCCAGACUUCAGAGAGCCUUCGCCCGAAAGUGGGAAUUCAUCUUCAUGCAAGCCGAGGCCCAAGUGAAAAUCGACAGGAAGAAAGACAAAGCUGAAAGGAAGAUCCUGGACAGCCAGGAGAGAGCAUUCUGGGAUGUCCAUCGCCCAGUGCCAGGCUGUGUCAACACCACAGAGAUGGACAUUCGCAAGUGUCGGCGAGAGAGGAAUCCACACAGGGUAAAGAAGUCCGUGUACGGAGUGUCGGACGAGAACCAGAGCCAGCCCAGUCCGGCCCACAUCCCCUCGCAGCCCACUCGGAAGCCCACCAAAGAGGACGUUCAGAAGGAGAUCACCUUCCUCAACAUCCAGCUGGACAGGCACUGUCUCAAGGUGUCCAAGGUGGCCGACAGUCUCAUGGGCUACACGGAGCAGUUCCAGGAGUACGACCCCUUCGUGUCCCUCACCGAGCCCUCCAACCCCUGGAUCAGCGACGACUCCUCCUUCUGGGACCUGGAGGCCAGCAAGGACCCCAGCCAGCAGCGGGUGAAGAGGUGGGGCUUCUCCAUGGAGGAGGCACUCAAGGACCCAGUGGGGCGGGACCAGUUCCUGAAGUUCCUGGAGUCAGAGUUCAGCUCAGAGAACCUCAGGUUCUGGUUGGCGGUGCAGGAGCUGAAGCGCCGACCCCUGCAGGAGGUGGCCUCGCGGGCCCAGGAGAUCUGGCAGGAGUUCCUGGCCGAGGGCGCCCCCAGCUCCAUCAACCUGGACUCCCACAGCUACGAGCGCACCAGCCAGAACCUCAAGGACCCCGGCCGCUACAGCUUCGAGGACGCACAGGAGCACAUCUUUAAGCUAAUGAAAAGUGACAGCUAUGCACGCUUCUUGCGAUCCAACAUCUACCAAGACCUCCUGCUCGCCAGGAAAAAGCAGCAGCCGGCCGACACAGAGCAGGGCCGCCGCACCUCCCUAGAGAAGUUCACCCGCAGUGUGGGCAAGUCGUUGACGGGGAAGCGUCUGACGGGCCUGAUGCAGUCGUCCUGACACAGCCGGGGCCGGAGGGGGGCGGGCGGCCCCCCGCCGACGGGUCACCGCUGCCGGAUGUCCGGGGGGC